UCGAUCAUAUGAGAAAAAACUGCUGCAAGAGGCUAAAAUCCUACUUUCCAGGUUCUCUUCGUUCAACUUUUAGAAGAGAAGCGUUGUUUGUUCUGUUGCCACUUCCAAAGCUCCAUCCAUCUCGCUCCUCGUCCAGCCUAACACCCCGACCCUCAAUAGCUUCAGACCCACAUGAGAGCAGCAACUCAAGAGAGCAUAAUCUUCACUCUCUCUUUAAGAAAUGUUCUACUUUGAAGAAUGUAAAUCAAAUCCAUGCCCAAAUCAUCCAAACCGGCUUUGAACAAAACCUGUUUAUGUUGGCCAAGAUCAUCAUAUUUUGUGCAGAUUCCGAACAUGGACCAAUGGAUUACGCGGUCUCUGUCUUUGAACAAAUCCGAAGCCCAGAUGGGUUUCUCUGGAACACCAUGAUACGGGGAUUCGGAAAGACCAGUAAACCAGAUAAUGCUUUCGGUUUCUACAAGAGAAUGCUAUACAAGGGAGAGGUAGCAGACAACUUCACCUACUCUUUUUUACUCAAAAUAUGCGGACAGUUGAGAUCAGUUGAGCUGGGUAAGCAAAUUCACUGUGCUACACUGAAGCAUGGCCUGGACUUUCAUGUAUUUGUCAGAAACACUCUCAUCCAUAUGUACGGUAUGUUUACAGACAUCGAAACCGCACGGCAGCUGUUCGAAGAAAUACCCAGAACAGAAUUGGUCGCUUGGAACAUAAUCAUUGAUUGCAAUGUCCAUUGUGGCCAUUACAAAGAAGCUCUCGAGCUGUUCUUAAGAAUGCAACAAAGUUCCAUGGAACCUGAUGAGGCAACAUUGGUUGUUGUCCUCUCUGCAUGUGCUGAAUUGGGUGCAUUAGAUUUUGGGAGGUGGAUUCAUUCUCGAAUCGAUUAUACCAGUUUCAGCGAUAUUAUCUCGGUAUGCAACUCUUUGAUCGACAUGUAUGCAAAGUGCGGUGCGAUUGACAAUGCUCGUCAAGUAUUCAAUAAGAUGAAUCAGCGGAAUAUAGUAUCAUGGAACUCAAUGAUACUAGGACUUGCAAUGCAUGGAUAUGCAGAUGAUGCAUUGGAACUAUUCUCUAAAAUGAUGGAAGGUAAGCUUGAGACACCAAAUGACAUUACUUUCUUAGGAGUCUUGUGUGCUUGCAGUCACAGAGGGCUGGUAGAUGAAGGGAAAUAUUAUUUUGAUAUCAUGAAGAGGGAAUACCAAUUACAACCAACAAUAAAGCACUAUGGAUGCAUGGUAGAUCUUCUUGGGAGAGCAGGUUUUGUGAUGGAAGCAUACCAACUAAUAAGGAGCAUGCCAAUUGAGUGUAAUGCUAUUGUGUGGAGGACACUGCUGGGUGCUUGUCGGGUUCAUGGGCAAAUUCAACUGGGGGAGAGGGUGAGGAGGCAUCUCCUGGAGUUAGAGCCAGAUCACAGUGGAGAUUAUGUUCUUCUUGCAAAUAUGUAUGCAAGUACAGGUCAGUGGAAUGAUGUCUUCAGGGUCAGAACAGCAAUGAAAAAUAGAGCAGUUCAGAAACCAAAGCCUGGUAACAGUUCUAUCGAUGUUCAGCCUUCAUACUGUGGUUAUUGGUCAGAGAUAGGGUCAACUGAACCAUGUAAAAAAAUUAGUACUGCUCAGAUGGGUGUUGAUACAAAACUUCCUCCUUGUAUCCAUUAAUUAAAUACACUUAAUUUAUGUACUAUUGUUUCUUGCACUUCAAGCCCAAAUUAUAUUGAUGCUGUCUCUUAGAAGGCACUCCAAGAAUAGAUGAUCUAAAAAGUUCUA
Molecule: messenger RNA, 1757 nt
Organism: Telopea speciosissima
Lineage: Eukaryota; Viridiplantae; Streptophyta; Magnoliopsida; Proteales; Proteaceae
Product: pentatricopeptide repeat-containing protein At1g59720, chloroplastic/mitochondrial-like
Exons: 1
Coding region: 9-1649 (546 amino acids)
Biological process (GO): RNA modification
Molecular function (GO): RNA binding; protein binding
Source: RefSeq, a predicted model, not a curated record